AUGAGAGAGGAAGAUAAACCCUUCCAGGCCACAUCCCCAGUGAUUGGUCUCUUUGGACCAUGCCCCACACCUCCUAACAGCAAGUCAGGAGAUAACAUCAGUGAUUUGAGAGUGGAAAACCAUACAAGCACAUCACAGUUCUUCCUCCCGGGCCUCUCAGAAAAUCCUAAACUGCAGCCCUGUCUAUUUGGACUGUUCCUGCCCACAUAUCUGGUCACUGUGCUUGGGAACCUGCUCAUUAUCCUGGCUGUCACUUUUGACUCCCACCUCCACACCCCCAUGUACUUCUUCCUCUCCAACCUGUCCUUUGUGGACAUCUGUUUCACUUCUACCAUGGUUCCAAAGAUGCUGUUGAACAGUCACACACAGCAUAAAGGCAUCUCCUACACAGAAUGUCUCACACAGGUGUAUUUUAUUACGAUUUUCACUGGAAUGGAUAAUUUCCUAUUGACCAUCAUGGCCUAUGACCGCUUUGUGGCUAUCUGUCACCCUCUGAAAUACAUAGUCAUCAUGAACCCUCGGCUAUGUUGCCUCCUGGUUCUGAUUUCUUGGUUAAGCGUGAUCUCCUUAUUCUAUGGAACAGGAAUUGGGGUGUAUCUUAGUUCUGUUUUAACUCAUUCUUCCCAGGGAAACACAGUUUCCUCUGUGAUGUACACUGUGGUCACCCCUAUGCUGAACCCUUUCAUCUACAGCCUGAGGAAGAAAGAUGUGAAAGGGGCAAUGGGAAGACUCCUCAGCAGAGCAGGCUGUUGUCUUUGA
Molecule: messenger RNA, 759 nt
Organism: Heterocephalus glaber (naked mole-rat)
Lineage: Eukaryota; Metazoa; Chordata; Mammalia; Rodentia; Bathyergidae
Source: RefSeq, a predicted model, not a curated record